UCCUUCUUCGUCCAUUAUCCUGCUUGUCCCCCGUGGCUAACACCUCUUCUGUCUGGGUUCCCUGAGCGGGUCGUUCUACAUCUAGGUGAAGAUGUCAGCCCAAGAGAGUUGCCUCAGCCUCAUCAAGUACUUCCUCUUCGUUUUCAACCUCUUCUUCUUUGUACUAGGCGGCCUGAUUUUCUGCUUUGGCACCUGGAUCCUCAUUGACAAGACCAGCUUCAUGUCCUUUGUGGGCUUGUCCUUCGUGCCACUGCAGACCUGGUCCAAGGUCCUGGCUGUCUCAGGUAUCCUCACCAUGACCCUGGCUCUCCUGGGUUGUGUUGGGGCUCUGAAGGAGCUGCGUUGUCUUCUGGGCCUGUAUUUCGGGCUGCUGCUGCUCCUGUUUGCCACAGAGAUUACACUGGGGAUCCUCAUCUCCACCCAGAGGAUCCGGCUGGAGCGAAGGGUGCAGGAGUUGGUGCUGCAGACAAUCCACAGCUACCACAUGAAUCCGGAUGAGACAGCAGCGGAAGAGAGCUGGGACUAUGCGCAGUUCCAGCUGCGCUGCUGCGGCUGGCACUCUCCGCGGGACUGGAUCAGCGCCCGCAUGCUGAGAGGGAACGAGUCUGAGGAGCUCUUGGUGCCCUGCUCCUGCUACAACUUCACGGCGACCAACGACUCCGUAGGCUUUGAUAAGCUCUUCCUCUCCCAGCUGAGCCGGCUGGGGCCGCCGGCGAAGCUGAGGCAGACUGCUGACCUAUGCGUGCUCCAGGCAAAAGCUCACAUCUACCGUGAGGGCUGCGCGCAGAGCCUCCGGAAGUGGCUGCACAACAAUCUCAUCUCCAUAGUGGGAAUCUGUCUGGGAGUCGGUCUUCUUGAGGUGAGCGGGAUGGCGCUGUGUCUGCAGCUACGCCGCAGAGCGCUCAGCCGAGAGCCCGCGCUGCUGCAGCCUGGAGCCGAGGGUUCGAGCCUUAAGCCCGGACUGAGUGCUGACGGCAGCGGCGGGCGCUGGGGCGGGCUAAGCAGCAGCGGUGGACGCAGCAGUACCCCUUGGGGCAGCUGGGGCAUGGCGGGUGCCUGCCCCACAUGGGGGGACAAGGCUCCACAAGGCAAGCUACCCAUGGCGCUGGGGCCCUGGCCCAUGUGGGAUGCUGAGGAGGAGCCACCUGAGACCAAGACCGCAGGCGCUGACGCGGAGGUCGAGGCACAAGCGGGGAAGGCCGAGCCUCCAGAAUAAAGGACCCUGGGCUUGCCUCUGAGCUUUCUCCUUUGCAGACUGCCGCUGAACAUUCCGCUCUAAGGCUGCCAUUCACUCCCAGCGCUUACGCAUGCUCACCCUUUGCCUCUCCCUCCGGGUUCCACCCCUUCUCCAACCCUGAACCAUCUCCUUUCUUUCCCAGCUCGGAUUCAUGACGCUCUCAAUAUUCCUGUGUAGAAAUCUGGACCACGUCUACGACCGGUUGGCCCGGUACCG
Molecule: messenger RNA, 1453 nt
Organism: Psammomys obesus (fat sand rat)
Lineage: Eukaryota; Metazoa; Chordata; Mammalia; Rodentia; Muridae
Gene: Cd37
Product: CD37 molecule
Exons: 8
Coding region: 92-1216 (374 amino acids)
Cellular component (GO): membrane
Source: RefSeq, a predicted model, not a curated record